CCACCUCGCAGGUCUGAGCCUCCGGGACUACAACCCCCGACAAGCACUGGGAGGCCGCGCCGUCAUUAGCGGUAGCCAACCGCGCCCCAGCGGGGCAAGCCCCGCCCCCUUGCUGAAGCCGGCCUCCGCCAAUGGGAGGGCUCCCAGCGCGGAGCCUGCGGGUUAGGCUGUGAGGCCCGGGCCGGGGGCGGGGAGGAGCCGAGGGGGUUCGGAGCUAGCUCGGCCGCCGGGUGGCUCCGGGCGUUCGGCGCUCCCUUCAUCGAGGCGGCGGUGGCCGGGGUGGGCGCCGGGAGUGGGAAGCGACGGCGCGGCUUGAAAAUGCCGGUGCAUUCCCGGGGGGAUAAGAAGGAGACGAACCAUCACGAUGAGAUGGAGGUGGACUACGCCGAGAACGAAGGGAGUAGCUCCGAGGACGAGGACACCGAGAGCUCGUCAGUCUCGGAGGAUGGCGACAGCUCAGAAAUGGAUGAUGAAGACUGUGAAAGAAGAAGAAUGGAGUGUUUAGAUGAAAUGUCCAACCUUGAAAAACAGUUUACCGAUCUCAAAGAUCAACUUUAUAAAGAGCGAUUAAGUCAGGUGGAUGCAAAACUACAAGAAGUCAUAGCUGGGAAAGCACCAGAGUAUUUGGAACCACUGGCAACUCUACAAGAAAAUAUGCAAAUUCGUACAAAGGUAGCAGGAAUCUAUAGAGAGCUCUGCUUAGAAUCAGUAAAGAACAAAUAUGAAUGUGAAAUUCAAGCUUCUCGCCAGCAUUGUGAGAGUGAGAAGCUGUUGUUAUAUGAUACAGUCCAGAGUGAGCUGGAGGAGAAGAUACGAAGGCUGGAAGAGGACAGGCACAGUAUUGACAUCACCUCAGAGCUGUGGAAUGAUGAGCUGCAGUCAAGAAAGAAGAGGAAGGACCCGUUUAGUCCCGACAAGAAGAAGCCCGUUGUUGUUUCGGGCCCAUAUAUAGUGUAUAUGCUACAAGAUCUUGACAUUCUGGAAGACUGGACAACAAUCAGGAAGGCAAUGGCUACGCUGGGUCCACACAGAGUGAAAACAGAACCUCCUGUGAAGCUUGAGAAGCAUCUGCACAGUGCCAGAUCUGAAGACGGAAGACUGUAUUAUGAUGGCGAAUGGUAUAUACGCGGACAGACCAUAUGUAUUGAUAAAAAAGAUGAAUGUCCUACCAGUGCCAUAAUUACAACAAUUAACCAUGAUGAAGUUUGGUUUAAGAGGCCUGAUGGAAGCAAAUCUAAGCUUUACAUUUCACAGCUACAGAAAGGAAAAUAUUCAAUUAAGCAUUCAUAAUCAUGAUGUAAGUGUUAGCUAAACCUACCUUAUUAGUGUUACAAAGUGUGAUGUGCCAUGGGAGUAAAAAACUAUUCAGUAACUUCACAUUCUCAUUGUACCAAGACAGAAUUUGCAUUUGUAGGCAGUACUUUAAGUAGACCGCAUAUCGAUGUUUUUAGAAGAAAUAGUAAAAAAGGUUAAUCAUGAUCAUUGCAUUUGUUUGCUCUUAGGUCCCAUGAACAGUAUAGGUAGGGAUUUCUUUCUAAAUUCUUUUUUUAAAGGUUAUAUAAAUAUGUCAUCUUUAGUGCACUAUGAUAUUCUGUGUUCAGAUUUUUUCCAUUUCUUUGUCAUUCUUUGUAAAUAGGUGAUAAAAUGAUUCCUAUAAAUGUUUUGUAUUAGUAGAUUAGUGUUGAAUCACAAUUGAGAUUGAAACAUAUAUAUGUGAGUAUGUACAUAUGGGAUCAUCAGCUUAUUUAGAACUGAUGGCCUUACGUUACAAUCUUGUUUUACCCAAAAUGGAACUCUUGGGUUUGAGAGCUAAAAGGAGCACUUUUGUAGCAUAGAGGCUUUCCUUUUCCUCUUCCUUGAGUGUGUGGUUGUUACCUGCUUUUUACAAGUUGUACUUCAUUAGUAAAGUCAGUGUCACGUGAUAACAUACUUUGACCUGUGUUUCCUGUGACCCUGUAGAGGGCAGGUCUUUAUACCUGGUAUUUAUGAUGCAGUGUGUAAGUGGACAUUAACUGACAGUAUUGUGGUGCUUGCUGUACAUGUCUGAUUUUUUGGAAACAGAUUUUUAGGAAGUGUUUUCCAGAGGUGAAGAAUGGUCCUUACCUGAUUUGAUUCCUAUGGUCACAUAGACAGAGGUAGUCUCCUUGAAUCUGUUUCCAACUUUAUUAUUUUUUUAUCCCUGGUGUUUCUAUACAUUAAGGCCCUUCGGUGCAAUUUGGAAAAUGUCCUCCCGUCCCCUAGCCACAUUCAACAUUAACUUCCAGAGCCUCAGGAACCGCACGAAGCAUCGAGACCCUGAUUACAGCAACGCUGUGGGCUGUAGCAUAUGUUCAGGGUGCAAGCAAGCCAAGUAUUCCUGGUGGCCUUGUGCACUUUAAUUCCCAUUACAGUGAGACUCAAGAGGUCGAGGGAGAAAUCUGCCUGUGAACACUUAGCGCAGGAAAAGCUGCACGAUUCCGUUUGUUUUCUUACCGUUUACCUCUGCAAACCUCGGGUGAAGAUCACUACUUCCCGGUUGCCAAAUUUUAAAACAUUUGACUGCUGAAAUGCAACAUCAGCUAAGUUAUGCUACUUCGUUCUCUUUCUAGUCGACCUUAGCAAAUGUACAGAAUGUCAUAACUCAAUAGUCUUUGACAGUACUUAUGUAUACAAUGUUUGAUAAGCAUUUUUAAUAAGAUUUGUAUUUUUAAAUUUAGUAUAUAAUAAAAAGAUGUGUUGAAAUGUC
Molecule: messenger RNA, 2725 nt
Organism: Ochotona princeps (American pika)
Lineage: Eukaryota; Metazoa; Chordata; Mammalia; Lagomorpha; Ochotonidae
Gene: BRMS1L
Product: BRMS1 like transcriptional repressor
Exons: 10
Coding region: 319-1290 (323 amino acids)
Biological process (GO): negative regulation of transcription by RNA polymerase II
Cellular component (GO): Sin3-type complex
Molecular function (GO): histone deacetylase binding
Source: RefSeq, a predicted model, not a curated record